AUGACGCAAUUGGCCAGUACGCUAUGCCUCGAGACCUCGACCAACAACUAUAAAAGGGAGCCUACUUCGCAAACUAUUCCUUCAUUACAACAGAAACAGAGAAACAUGUCCGACGCUGGUAGACAAUCCAUUGGUGAAAAAAUCGUUGACGCGGUUACCCCCAACUCCGAAAAGAACACCGCCGAAAAGGUUGGUGACUCCGUCAAGGGCACGGCCGACGACGUUGCCGGUAAGGUCACUCCUGACUCGCAAAAGUCGUUCACCCAACAGGCUUCCGACAAGAUCUUCGGUAAGUAA
Diutina rugosa is the source of this 297-nucleotide messenger RNA. It is a transcript of the gene WH11, whose product is annotated as Wh11p. The transcript has a single exon. NCBI's taxonomy places the organism in Eukaryota, Fungi, Ascomycota, Pichiomycetes, Serinales, Debaryomycetaceae. Bases 1 to 297 code for a protein of 98 amino acids. The record is from RefSeq and is a predicted model, not a curated record.